Etheostoma cragini (Arkansas darter) is the source of this 3009-nucleotide messenger RNA. RefSeq names its product cyclin-dependent kinase 5, regulatory subunit 2b (p39) (gene cdk5r2b). NCBI's taxonomy places the organism in Eukaryota, Metazoa, Chordata, Actinopteri, Perciformes, Percidae. Gene Ontology annotation, biological process: positive regulation of cyclin-dependent protein serine/threonine kinase activity; activation of protein kinase activity; brain development. The coding region runs from base 320 to 1198 and encodes 292 amino acids. Gene Ontology annotation, cellular component: protein kinase 5 complex; cytoplasm. The transcript has a single exon. Gene Ontology annotation, molecular function: protein kinase binding; cyclin-dependent protein serine/threonine kinase activator activity. The record is from RefSeq and is a predicted model, not a curated record.
GUCAGGGGCUGCACUUGCUGGGUUCUUUAAAUCCAUGACUUAAUGCAGGGUGACUAAUCUCCAUUUAUGCUGCAGCCAUAGGAUUGUGUCGCAGCGUGCCCUGCCACUGACAGAGCGUCUGUUGGAAUACAAGUCUUAAUAAAAGCAGCUCCAUCUUCGUCUUCUGCCGCCCAGGAGCCAUCAGACCCGGAGCAACCAGACGUGUAAAUGGAGAAUCAGUCGUUGUCGUGACUGUUCUUCGCCGCCUCUCACCCUGCAGAAGACUGCGUUGAAGUUGCAGCAGCAUCCAUACCCCCGCUGCUCUCUCCUGAUCGCAGACAUGGGGACCGUGCUGUCCAUAUCUCAGGCGACGAAAAAGUCAUCUAUUAUGGACGCAAAGCUCGCAGGAGAGGCACACAAAAACGACAAGAGUCUCAAGCGGCCUUCAAUGUUCGUCUCCAUCUCCUGGAAGAAGCUGGUGGCAAAUCCCGCAAAAAAGAGUGCCAAGAAAGUGACCCCGAAUCCGAUCCCCGCCUGCGAGAUCCCGUCCGGCCGAGUGGAUCAGCUUAACAGCGAAAAUACCAGGAAGACCCACCAAACCGAAGAGAAGAAAUCCAAAGCGCCGAUCCCGGUCCCGGUGCCCACAGUCCCCCAAGAUGCUGUCGUCCAAAACGGGAAGCCCUCCGCGGUCCAGAAGCAACCCAGCAGCGUGUCUCUGGUGUCACCGAGGCGGAUAGUUAUCCAGGCUUCAACCGGGGAGCUGCUCCACUGUUUAGGGGACUUCAUGUGCCGCAGGUGUUUUAAACUGAAAGAGCUGAACAGCGGAGAUGUGGUCAUCUGGUUUCGAAACAUCGAUCGGACUCUGUUGCUCCAGGGCUGGCAAGACCUAGGCUUCAUCACGCCGGCUAACGUGGUGUUCGUGUACCUGCUGUGCGAAGACACGAUAUCGGACAGCAUCGACAGCAAGGCCGAGCUGCAGGGCACCUUUCAGACUUGCCUCUACCUUGCAUACUCCUACAUGGGCAACGAGAUCUCCUACCCGCUCAAGCCGUUCAUGAUCGAAUCGAACAAGGACGUUUUCUGGGAGACGUCGCUCCGGAUCAUCAACAGGCUGAGUGCCAAAAUGCUGCAGCUGAAUGCAGACCCGCAGUUUUUCACCGAGGUCUUCCAAGACCUCAAAAACCAACGAGACACGUGCGAGGCAAACCUGGACCGCUGAGAACGAAAAACACUUGUGCUUUUUUUUUUUUUAAAGACUAGGUGCAAAUCAAACAGCAUUGGUUUUGAAUGUAAAGGCCAACGUUGAAGGCUUCUCACGUCUGGGCUGAAUAUCUCUAGAAUGAUGUUACAGCUUCGGUGUGUUUAGGAUACAGUGUAGGAGGUUUCUAUAAAUGCAUGCCAAUGGUAAUAUUGUCCUAUUUUGUCUUGUCUCUUGAGUGACGCAGGGAUUGACUUCGUAGUAUAAAGUGACACCCCCGUUUCAUUCAUGAUUAGGCCACUCUCUGAGUGUAAAGUAAAUGGAUGUCGCAAUGAGGUGCAGGUUUGAGGCGGGACCAGAACAGAUCUGUGUGCUUGUGAGAAGUCGGGAGGCGGAGCUGUCCGAGGUGCUGACCUGUGCUACCGUUUCUCCUCCGCUCCCUUCUAUCAGAGUCGCAUCGUCAAAACCGAGCCGAGCUGGCUUACGAGGAUCAGAGUCAGAACAAUACACGAUCGGCACAUUAAACCCAAACCUUGUAAUAUUGCUUUUUUAGAUUCUCAACCAGCUGAUAGGUAAGCUGUUCAACAGGCAACAGAUAUAAGAAGUAUGUUCCUUUAAGGGGACAAAACAUGUCAGGCCUCCUUAUGUAGAUAGUCCCUCUAUAAAAGAGGUAGAAAAGCAAGUCUCCAUCUUCUGCUGAAAAGCAUCAUGCUGCAUAUGGCUUCAUAGCAUGUAUCUAUUUCUUACUCCUGUUGUGUUCAAAUAAACCACCUCACUUUGAAUUAAAAUAACUUUUUUCGCCAACCACCUUGAUUUCGACCGUUGGUUCGAGGAUAUGUAAUAUAUUAUGAUAUGAUAUAAUAUAAUAUAACAUGACAAUGCUGGCAGACAUAGUUAGAGGCAGUAUUUUCCUCCUGGAAUGUGAUAAACUGCCCUAAAUAUUACCAUAUAUGGCCCCACAGCAAGAGUAUUUGCUUAUUCAACCCAAGGCCCAUAUGUGUAUUUUUUUCAAUACAUUGCAGAGGUCAGCAUGACUAGAGACUAAAUGGAAUGUAAAGUUUUUCAAGAGAUUUUUGAAAAAUCUCAUAUGUGCCAACUACCAAAUACUCUUGGCCUGAAACUAUGUGGUUUACAUGUACAUAUCCUUCAUUUUAGAUGCGCUCUUUGUUUAAUUUGUAUCUGCCUGUUUUUGAAGCUGACUGCAUAUGCUGCAGUUCAAGCAUGACAAAAAACAAAUAGAGCAUUAAGGUCAAAUGGUAUUUUUUGCCAUGCUCUGUAAAUGUGUCGUGAUCCUCAUUUUGACUGGGUUUAAAGGACGCUUCCUCAUAAUGUAAAUAUUGAAUGUGAAGGUGUCAUUGUUCAGUGACUAGUCAUUUCCACACAUUUUGCAGUUUGUAUAAGCUAAAUGUGAUUUGACUGCAACUCUGAAGCCAUGCUUUUAGGGCAACCUGGACAGUUAUUCAGUAUUAUGCUUCAAAGUAGCCAUUGUGAUGUUGUGUUGUGAAACCAUUGCUUGGAAUGUAGAAUAUAAUGCUGCUAUUUUGCACAGCUGUGAACAAACCUUGAUGUUUUGCACAGUGGUAUAACAUGAUGGUCGUGUACCAGUGUUUCCUACCACGGACUGGAGUGUUCGCCAUUACAUUUUGCAGUUAAUGUCACUAAGGCUCACUCUACGGUUUUUCCUGUAUGUCAGCUAUGGAAUGUGAUGUUUAGAUGUGUGUGUUGUCUGUGGCUGCACCACAGUUGCAUUCACUAUCUAUACAUGUUAUUAAAAGGUCAGUACAGUAAUUGUUUGUGGUAAACAUCGUGAAAUAAAUCCAAACCUCUGUAGG